UUUUUUUAAUUAAAUAUCGACAAUGGUUAAAAUUCAUAAUGAAAAUUAAUGAUUGGUUAAAAGUACUGUAUAGUCGACCAUAUUACUCCUGGAAUCAUCUGGAGAGGCAACUGUGAGAACCAUAACAAAUGAUAUUGAAACCAGAAACUUUAUCAACGAUCAAAUGUGUUCACAUUGUUGAAUAAUUAAAAACAUUCGCUAUAAAGACCUUUUUAAAAAUGUAUCUUGCACUGAAUUGAAGCCAGAUCAUAUUUCUACCAUUGCAUCCAGCUAAUGUACUUUGAUUGGCUGGUAACGUGACAUGUGAUGAUAAUGAUAUGUUAAUUCUAUGUUCACGAUCGACGUCAUGGAAUGGUUAUAGCUAGCUACACACCGACUAUCGCAUCGAGAAUCUGAAUGUUACAAUGGCGGACAAUAAUUCGAGGGAGUCACGAUUUGCACAUAUUACUCUAGCUGAAUUGAAUGUUUUAUUAAAGGCCUCCAUAAAUGAAAGACAGCCUAAUCAAUAUCCGGUGAAUAGGGCUAGGCCUAGGCCUCAUAAUAAUGAUGCUAGGCCUUCUUCAGCAGAUUCUUCUUCUAGUCCGCCAGCGAUGAUAGGCGUAGCUGUUAACAACUCAACGCUAAACGAUACGCAACAACAGCGAUUUCCACCAAUCAGCUCAACUGAAUUAAAGGGGUUGACAGAGGAUUCUUCGGAGUCAAUAAAUACAAAAAGGCAAAUAAAAUAUGCAGUUACUAUUCUCUCAGAUUAUGCACACUCGAUUGGUAGCAGUCUUGCAGAUGUUGAAAGUCUUUCAUCUAAGGAAGCAGACUCAUUCCUUGUGAAAUUUUAUGCAGCAUUACGCAGACACGAUGGAAGUUCAUACACACACAAAUCCAUGCAUGGAAUCAAAUUUGGUCUGCAGCGACAUUUCCAAGAAAUCCAUGGUUGGGAUAUAACAAGGGAUAAAGAUUUCAGAGAGAGCAUUAAAGUCUUCAGAGCCAUACUUUUAAGACUUAAGCAGGCAGGUCUAGCUGUUGUCCGGUCUAAGACAUUCAUUUCCGACUCAGACUUCUUAAAAAUAAAGACGUCAGGGGCACUGAAUAUUAAUACUCCGUUGGGACUUCAGAACAAAGUCUUUGUGGACAUAACAAUGUUUUUAUGUAGUCGUGGACGACAGAAUUUGCGUGAUAUGAACAAGAAUGAUUUCAUUUUGCAGACAGAUGAUGCAGGAUUUCGGUAUAUUAUCCAUAAAGACCAAUUACAGAGGAUUAACAUGGAGGAUGCUGGCACCAGUGUGGGUGGCAGAUUGUAUGAAGAACCUGGAAACAGUCUUUGUCCCUUGCAAGCUUUUUUGAAGUACACCUCAAAAUUGCAUCCGGUUUGUCUUUCCUUUUGGCAGACUCCAAAGAAGGUAGCACCUGAUGAUGAUGAACCAUGGUAUGCUGGUGUACCAAUUGGGGUUAACACUCUUUCAGGUAAAAUGAGGCAAAUAUCAAUCGCAGCCGGGUGCUCACGUCUGUACAGCAACCAAUGCCUACGGACAACGGGGAUAAAAUGGCUUCAAAACAGAAGUAGUGGCUCUUCAGUUUCUAAUUUUAACCAAUCAACAAGACCAAUGGAAGCUUCCUCAACUGAUGUCCAGGUAAAACAAGAAGUAAUGGUCAUAAACGAAACAAUGAGGCCUACAGGUACUGGAUAUCUCGGCGAAUCCGUAUCUAACAUCAGCACGGGACCCAAUUCUAAAGGAGAUGAAUAUAUUGGGCAUGCAGUAAUUCUGGAAAACCAAGUACAGCCGGAAGGAUUUCAAGAUAACUCAGACGACGUACUUUUAGAGGAUGAUGAAGAUAAUCAAUUAUAUGAAUCUGGUGUUGAUGAAAUGCUUGAAGACAGUGAUCAAGGAAUUCCCGUCGGAACACCCAAUCAACUUUAUACAACCAAUGAGAAUAUAACCAAAGGAACAGCCAUUGCGACAGAUACACACUGCCCUCCUAUGACUGAUUGCGGCAAUGCAUUAUCAGAUGACGAAGAAACUGCGGAAGAACGAGAGGAACGAGGAAUAAAGAUGCCAUUUAAGCGUCUAACUGAACGCCAUUUUGUAGCAGUGAACAAGGGCAGGACCCCAUUAGGCCAGCCAUCCAAACCCCAGUGUAUUGUCUGUUCCAACCCUGCAGUGAAGCGUCAUCGAACGGAAUUCAUCUGCGAACAAUGUAUAUUGCCAAUGUGCCCGGCUCCUUGUUUUAAACGUUAUCAUACAAUGGCAGAUUACAAGACGACAUGUUCGGAUGCUUAUCAUACUAGCUAGUGAACAGUGGAAAUUAACAACCAUUGUAUAUGUGGGCAUCCAACUUAAUUGUUUUAUGGAGUAGUAUACAAAUAUUGACUGCUCAUGAGGGGUAUGGUGAAAUCUAUUGCCCCGAGGGGAUGUGGAGACUGUAGUCUAUUUUCCCGAGGGCAGGCCCGAGGGAAGAUAGACUACGGUCUCCACAUCACUGAGGGGCUAUAUAUUUCAGCAUUCCCCGAAUCUAGAGCAGUCAAUAUUUGUUUUAUAUACGUAAUACAUAGAUUCUACGAGACCUCCUAAAAAGUAAUGAAAAUAGUACGCACCAAGUAGGCCUAGGCUUACUUCCUAGGCCCAGACGAUCAAAGGGCCAAUCUCUCUCAGCGUUGUAGAGGUUGCGUCUCCUUUACCAUUCGUGUGUGUCAUAAAUUACAUAGCAAUGCGGCCUAGAGAUUGCACAUUGUGCAGCAGGGCAAAAAAGUACUAUCCCAUAGGGUAAUAACUGUAAAACCUCGAAUUGAAGCCCAAUGGGCUUAAUUUCAAGAAAAAGCCCAUUUUGAAUUGAAGCCCCUCUUUAGUUUGCAAAAUUAGC
This is a messenger RNA of Anneissia japonica, 2853 nucleotides long. RefSeq lists its product as uncharacterized. The coding region runs from base 405 to 2285 and encodes 626 amino acids. The record is from RefSeq and is a predicted model, not a curated record. The transcript is spliced from 3 exons. Lineage: Eukaryota; Metazoa; Echinodermata; Crinoidea; Comatulida; Comatulidae.